This is a messenger RNA of Stegodyphus dumicola, 695 nucleotides long. Its product is annotated as vacuolar protein sorting-associated protein 26C. Gene Ontology annotation, biological process: intracellular protein transport. The record is from RefSeq and is a predicted model, not a curated record. NCBI's taxonomy places the organism in Eukaryota, Metazoa, Arthropoda, Arachnida, Araneae, Eresidae.
UUUGUACAUUGGCAGCAUACUUUUAUGUUGACAAAAUAAUCUUGUUUUCGACACACCUGUUUUUAUGUUGGGUGAACAGUAAAAACUUAAGAUCUAUAAAAUGUCUGUGUCAUUAGAUAUCCGACUCAAGCGUGUAAACAAAAUUUACCAUGAAGAGGAAGCCAUAAUUGGGUAUGUCAUUAUUGAAAGUCGAUCGGAAGUCAAACACGAAGGGAUAACCCUAUCAAUGGAAGGCAAUGUUACAAUGCAGUUAAGUGCGAAAAAUGUUGGAAUCUUGGAAGCAUUUUAUUCAUCAGCUAAGCCUGUGCUUUUAACAAGCUGUAAUUUAGAAAUUUCUAAGCCAGGAAAAUUACCAGCCGGAAGAACUGAAAUUCCAUUUGAGAUUCCAUUAAAGCCCAGAACUAACAGGACUUUAUAUGAAACUUAUCAUGGUGUUUUCAUUAGUAUACAGUAUUAUUUGAAAUGUGAAAUGAAGAGAUCUCUUCUUAACAAAGAUUUGCAGAAAAUAAUGGAAUUUAUUGUUGAAUAUAAGAAUCAAAAAGUUGAUUCCAAGGCAGUGCCUGUGAACUUCAGUAUUACUCCAGAAUCAUUACAAAAUGUCCGAAAUAGAAAAAAUAUGCCUAAUUUGUAAUCAAGGGAAGAAUAGACUCAACAGUGUGGCAACAUUAUGCAGCCAUUUACUGGGAGAGGUUUGU